CAAACAGAUAAAAUUCAUUAGGAAUCGAUAUUUUUAACAAAUAAAAAUGUGCGAUAAAGCAGUAGCAGAUGAACUGCUUCACAGUAAGAAUGAACUUGAUAUUUCGAGAGAAUAUGACAGUCUGUCCGGUAUAAGAUGGGAUCCUGUUGGUGCUAACAACGGAGAUGACGAUUCUAUAUUAGAAUAUAGAGAAACAGAUAGUAUAGAAGGUUAUUGCAUUGAAAUGAAUAAACUUAAAAUAUUAGAAGAGGAACAAGAAAUGCUCAACUCAUCUCUCAUUGCAUUAACAACUCAUUUUGCGCAGGUGCAGUUUCGACUAAAACAAAUAUGUGAUGCACCAACAAAUACAAAAGAAGACUUAUUAAAAGAGUUAGAAGAGUUUGCAUUUAAAGGAAUUCCUGCUAUUCAAAAUAAUCAUAUUUUUAAUAUACAAUCAUCAUCACCAAGUCCUUAUCAUAGAUAUUCUGGUAAAUUAGAUGAUAAAAUAACAGAUUUAAAAAUAGAAAUGCAAAAAAAUAAACAAAAAGAAUUAAUCUGUCAACUCAAAUUACAAUUAGAAAAUUUAGAAAAAUAUGCUUAUGAAUCUGGUGAUGCAGAUUUACCUCAAAGUAUUGUUUUAGAACGACAAAACUUAAUAAUAAAUCACCUUAAAGAAAAAUUAAACUUUAAUAUUGAAGAUCUUUGUAAACUCUCUACAGAUGAUUUAAAAUGGCAAGUUGACUUUGCUAUUAAUCAGAUUGUUAACCCACUAAAAAUGAAAGAACAACUUAUAAUUCAACUAAAAACGCAAAUUGCAGAUUUAGAACGGUUUAUAAAUUAUUUACAAGGUGAAGUUUGUGUUGAAAAACUAACUUGUACCUGUGCCUGUCCAGUUCAUACAAGUGGAUUAGCUAAAAGUUGUAAUUCAAAAAAGACAUUUAAAAAACCUAUGAUCAAUGAAAAUAGCACAACUAAUUUAAGCACAGUCAAAAAACUUGUAACACUAUUGCAUAUGUACAUAAUGUCUCAGAUGGGCUGUGGUAGUAAAAAAUCAUAUGGUAGAAAAAAAGAUUCAUUAUGUGAUUGGCAACAUCUGAGAACUCGAUUAGAUAUUGCAGUUGAAUAUGUUUUUGAGACUCUUGCAGAUAGUGAAUAUUGUAUGAAUAGAGAUAGCAUCAGUGAAGAAGUAGCAUAUAAUUCAGAUUCGGAUUCUUUUACAAAUCAAUAUGAUGCCAAGAUAACGUUAGCAGUCAGAAAACACCUGGCAAUUUGCAUUCGAGAUUUAAUACAGCAUGGCACAACAACAGAUGCUACUGUAAAUAGCGUUGUUCCUUUUGUUGGAUGUUUUACACCAAGAACACAUAAUCCUAAUAAUCUUAUGCAUGCCUGGGAAAUUAUUCUUAAAUAUUAUGAAAUAAAAAAUGGGUGUCGCUAUAAUUCUACUCCAGCCCAAAAAUUAUCACAGAGUUUUAAUCUAGACUUAAUUGGUGAUCAAAUGACAUCUUCUAAACAGAAUCUCCUAGUUACAAUUGGCAACAUCAUUACAAUGCACUCACCUUACAAGAGAAGCUUUGAUUCUAAUUUUAAAGCUUUUAUAUGUGCUGCUUUAAAGUAAAAAUUUUUAAUUUACAACAUUUAUGUAUCAUAUUGAAUAAAAUAUAAAUUUUAGUAUUUAAAACAAUUUUAUAGCGCAAACAAAUUGGUUAUAUGGCUUAAACUCAUUCUACAGAGCCAAUAUUUAUUAGAAAAUUAUUACAUGCCCUGGAGUUAUGUUAUUAAAACCGGCUUUCAAGAUGCCUUUCAUACAUUAGAUAAAUUAACUAAACAUAAAUUUGAUUUGCCAAUAGAUUUAGCAGUACAACAGUUUCAAAAUAUUAAGGAAGCAUUUUAAUUAAAAAAUAAUUUUAUUUAUC
Messenger RNA from Ceratosolen solmsi marchali, 1892 nucleotides. Its product is annotated as RUN domain-containing protein 1. Lineage: Eukaryota; Metazoa; Arthropoda; Insecta; Hymenoptera; Agaonidae. The record is from RefSeq and is a predicted model, not a curated record. The coding region runs from base 47 to 1594 and encodes 515 amino acids. The transcript has 8 exons.